AAUGGAAAUGCUUGCAGGUACUUUUCUCUAGGUAUAUUAGGCCUCACAGGUGAGAACCGUGAGUGUAAAGAGAGAGAGAGAACAAGGUCAGGCUACUUCUGACAGGUCAGCAGUGCACUCCCAGCAUGCCUCUGGGGAGGAGGCGGGCAGAAUACACUGGUGCAACACAGUUCCUCCCUAUGAGAGAGAGAGAAGCAGUUCCUCCCUAUGAGAGAGAGAGAGACAGAAUGAGAUAAAGACAGUGUAAGUUUGUAUGGGAGAGACGCUGCUGAUGUCACUGCUGUAAUCGCUGUGUGUGUGUGUGUGUGUGUGUGUGUGCGCAUGCAUGAGUGUGUGUUUGUGUGUGCAUGCGCUGAAGUUGGACAUCAGUUGAAGCGCAUGCUGCAUGAGGUGAAACCGUCCUGACUCAAUCUGGAGCGAAAAACACCAGGGAUAUGCAGAAUUUGGACCUUUACAGUCGACUGGACUCUCAGAGGAAUGAUGAGGAGGCCGUGGUGGACAGAGGAGGCACUCGCUCCAUGCUUAAAGCUGGACUGGAGAAGGAGGAGCUAGAGGGUCACAGGACUCUGUAUAUCGGGGUUCAUGUUCCUCUGGGCAGAAGAACCCACCGCCGUCACCGUCAUCACGGACACCGACACAGAAAGAGGAGCAGGGAGAGAGACUCGGGCGUCGAAGACGGACACGAAUCUCCUUCAUACAAUACUCCCUCUCAGAGGGUUCAGUUUCUGCUGGGCACCGAGGAUGAUGAUGAAGAGCACAUACCACACGACCUCUUCACCGAGCUGGACGAGAUAUGCCUGCGCAACGGAGAGGAUGCUGAGUGGAGAGAAACCGCCAGGUGGCUGAAGUUUGAAGAGGACGUGGAGGACGGAGGUGAGCGCUGGAGUAAACCAUACGUUGCGACGCUCUCUCUGCACAGUCUCUUUGAGCUGCGGAGCUGCAUCAUCAACGGCACCGUCAUGCUGGACAUGAGAGCCAGCUCUCUGGAGGAGAUUGCAGAAAUGGUGCUGGACCAACAGGAAGUGGCUGGGCAUCUUGAAGAGGAUGUCAGGAAGAAGGUCAAAGAGGCUCUUCUGAAGCAGCACCAUCAUCAGAACCAGAAGAAACUGGCCAAUCGGAUUCCCAUCGUCCGCUCUUUCGCCGACAUCGGCAAGAGGCAGUCUGAGACUAACUGCAUAGACAAAAACGGUCAGAUGAUUCCACCGCAGUCUCAACCGCUGACCACAGACGGCAAGAAUGACGUGAGCCGUGAAAACAGUGCUGUGGACUUCAGCAAGAUAGACCUGCACUUCAUGAAGAAGAUUCCUCCGGGUGCAGAGGCCUCUAAUGUUUUGGUUGGAGAGCUGGAGUUUCUGGACAGGCCUGUCGUGGCGUUUGUCCGCCUCUCUCCUGCCGUAAUGCUGAACGGCCUGGCGGAAGUGCCCAUUACCACCAGGUUCCUGUUCAUCCUGCUGGGGCCUCUGGGUAAAGGACCACAAUAUCACGAGAUCGGCAGAUCAAUUGCUACUUUGAUGACAGAUGAGGUUUUCCAUGAUGUGGCCUAUAAAGCUAAAGACCGCAAUGAUCUGAUUGCUGGAAUUGAUGAAUUUCUUGACCAAGUUACAGUUCUGCCACCGGGAGAAUGGGACCCGUCCAUCAGGAUAGAACCGCCAAAAAACGUCCCGUCCCAGGAGAAGAGAAAGAUCCCUGCAGUGCCUAAUGGAGAGCUGGCAGAGCCGGAGGAACAUGGUGGACACGGAGGCCCUGAGCUGCAGCGCACCGGGAGGCUUUUUGGUGGAUUGGUUCUGGAUGUGAAGAGGAAGGCUCCGCACUUCCUGUCGGAUUUCACAGAUGCGCUCAGCCUGCAGUGUUUGGCCUCUUUCCUGUUCCUGUACUGCGCCUGCAUGUCCCCUGUUAUCACCUUCGGAGGACUGCUGGGAGAAGCCACAGAGGGACGCAUAAGUGCAAUUGAAUCGCUGUUUGGAGCCUCCAUGACUGGAAUUGCUUACUCGCUUUUUGCCGGCCAGCCUCUCACUAUUCUGGGCAGCACUGGACCUGUCCUGGUGUUUGAGAAAAUAUUAUUCAAAUUCUGCAAGGAGUAUGGGCUGUCGUAUCUGUCCCUCAGGGCGUGUAUCGGGCUGUGGACGGCGUUCCUCUGUCUGCUGCUGGUGGCCACUGAUGCCAGCUCCCUCGUCUGUUACAUCACACGCUUCACAGAGGAGGCCUUCGCCUCUCUCAUCUGCAUCAUCUUCAUCUACGAGGCCUUGGAGAAGCUCAUUCAUCUCGGGGAGACGUAUCCCAUUAACAUGAACAACAAUCUGGAGAAACUCACCACUUACAGAUGUUCCUGUAUUGAGCCUGUAAACCCCAGCAAUGCCACUCUUCAAUAUUGGGAGCAGAACAACAUCUCAGCUCCGGAGAUCUUCUGGGAGGCUCUGGAAGUUCAGGACUGCAUUGAGAAGAAAGGAGAAUUUGUGGGGUCGGCUUGCGGGCCUCACGGUCCAUACAUUCCUGACGUUCUCUUCUGGUCUAUAGUCCUCUUCUUCUCUACUGUGGCCAUGUCAGCGUUCCUCAAAGAAUUCAAGACCAGCCGCUACUUCCCCACCAAGGUCAGAGCCAUCAUCAGUGACUUUGCAGUCUUCAUCACUAUUGCUACAAUGGUUCUGGUGGAUUACGCUUUAGGAGUGCCUUCCCCCAAACUGAAGGUCCCUAAUGUGUUUAAGCCAACUCGUGACGAUCGUGGGUGGUUCAUUAACCCAUUGGGUCCGAACCCGUGGUGGACGUGUGUGAUUACAGUCGUUCCCGCCAUCCUCUGCACCAUCCUCAUCUUUAUGGACCAGCAGAUCACAGCUGUGAUCAUCAACAGGAAGGAGCACAAGCUGAAGAAAGGCUGUGGCUAUCAUCUGGACCUGUUCAUGGUGGGCGUGAUGCUGGGCGUCUGCUCUCUGAUGGGGCUGCCGUGGUUCGUGGCAGCGACGGUUCUGUCCAUCACUCACGUCAACAGUCUGAAGCUGGAGUCCGAGUGUUCGGCGCCUGGAGAACAGCCCAAGUUCCUCGGGAUCAGAGAGCAGCGGAUCACCGGCCUCAUGAUCUUCCUCCUCAUGGGCUGCUCCGUAUUCAUGACCAAAGUGCUGAAGUUUAUUCCUAUGCCGGUGCUGUAUGGAGUUUUCCUUUACAUGGGUGCAUCUUCACUGAGAGGAAUACAGUUUUUUGAUCGUUUGAGAUUGUUCGGGAUGCCGGCUAAACACCAGCCAGACUUCAUUUACCUGAGGCACGUUCCACUCCGAAAGGUUCAUCUGUUCACCAUCAUCCAGCUCAGCUGCCUGGUUCUCCUCUGGGUCAUCAAGACCUCCAGAGCUGCCAUUGUCUUUCCCAUGAUGGUGUUGGCGCUGGUUUUCAUUAGGAAGCUGCUGGAUUUUAUCUUCACAAAGCGGGAGCUCAGCUGGCUCGAUGACCUCAUGCCCGAGAGCAAGAAGAAGAAACUGGAGGACGCUGAGCGAGAGGAGGAGCAAAGUAUUUUGGCAGAGGAAGAAGGAAUCGUACAAGUGCCAUUGGAGGGACAUUACAAAGAUGAUCCUUCUACUAUCAACAUCACUGAUGAAAUGUCCAAAGGCUCCUUUGGAAGCACUUGGAACUCCAAAACUGAUCUGAAUACAAAAAGCCUGUCUAAUAAGAAAGUGCACAAGGAGCCUUGAUGGAAAGAAGAUUCACUGUGUACACACACACACACACACACACACACACACACGCCCACACACACAUUUACCUAGCUAUCCAAAUAGACAUGUAUUGUUUUUAAAGGAAUAGUUCACAAUAAAACUUAUAUAUAUGUAUCAAUAUUUAUAUCAAAUAAAUAGAUUUAUGUUUAUUAAUUUAUUUUUGGCGAACCAUUCCUACAGUUAUAAAUAAUGCGCAUUAUAAUUGCUUCAGACUAACUCAUACGUAUACUCAACCUCUAAACCUACUCCGAAAAGUAAACCUUUCACAUUUAUGUUAUAAUUUUCUGUAAAUUGUUACAGAUUAAAUUAAUUUAUGGAGACUUUUUUUCUAGCAUUUUUGACCUUAAAGUAUUGCUAGUUUAUAAGUAAACGCACAGUCUAAUAACUUGUUUGUUUGCCUUUCCUCGUCUCCCUGUCUGUUUCUAUAUUUUUAAAUUAUAUCACAAUGCUAAGCUUUUUAGCUUCUAGAUAUAAAACCUGUGCAUAUAGUAAUACCAGCAAAUAAAGCGGAGAUUGUUGUGUCGGAGAUGAGGAGAAAGUGUGGCAGAAUUUGAAAUUAUUUUCAACUUUUAUUUUAUUUUAUGCUCUUUGAAGUAUUUUAUAUGUUUUGUAUUUUUUAAAAAUAGCAUUACUGCACAACUUUCACGUCCCUAAAGAUAAUUUUAAAUGUGUAGACAAUAUCUACUGUAGGUGAGCAAUUAAUAGCCAUUUUAUAAUUAAAUUGCAUGCAUCAUAGUUUUUGUAUUCAUGUUUUGGGGUGGUGAAGAAACUUUCUGUUCAUAUAAAGUUACAGAUUCACUGUAAGGCUGAGUGAUAUAGCUAAACCAAUUGUAUCAUAUUUUUCAGCUUUUUGAUGAUAUUCAGUAUAUUCAUUACUGGAUUUACCAUUGCCAUAUUGUGUCCUUAAGCAAGACACUUCACACCAGGUUGCUUGAGUGUAGUCAGUGGAUUUACUUUAAGACGCUUCAAUAAAAAGCAUAAAAACAUAGGCUAUUGUAAAUUCUUGUUCUACCUGCAAUAUCAUCAAUAUCAGAAAAUUGCUGUAUUUUGUUUGACUACCUUUGCAUUUAUGCAAUGUUAAUCAUAGAAAAUUCAUUUUAGCUAUUAAUAAUUUCUUUCUGCAAAAAUUUCUACCAAGAAUGCUGCUUGUGUAAAUAUUAUUUCCAUUAGAGUUUAUACCUCUAUUUUGAAGGCUGUAUGUCGAUACUCACAAUGCCAAAGUGUGGAUGUGUUUUCACGCUAAUAAUGGUGGUGGAGAGACAUCUGAAAUCAUUGCACAUCAGUAAACUGUUCCAUCAAAAUGGUUGUCUGUAUUAUCUCUUGUAAGCAAAUGAGUGCAUUCACUGGAUACUGUAGAUACAGACUACAUUCCCUUUUAACAAAAUAAAGCAAUAGUGUUUUAGGAGUGCUGGUCCAUCUAAUAAUGAAGGGUUUGCAUGUUGAGGUCAUCAUAAAAUCUUUAACUUCUGCCGUUUAUAAUAUUUCUAUGUGUAUUUGUAACAAAAUAGACGAGAAACGAUUUUAAAAUCAUACAUAUUGUAAUAUCAUUACCAUAAAUUGAUUCAAAUGUUUUGCUUUUAAUUAUGUUUGUUUGUUUUGUAUGGCUUAUAUCUUCACACAGAUGGUUUGAUUUUGAAAGACAAGAGUGAUUGUUAUGAUGCAGAUAUUUUCACAGUUUAUUAAAAUGUUGACUUGCGCUUAAGUCCUAUUGCAUUAUUGUAACAAUAAUAAUAUGUCUAGUUCUUUUGACUGUGUUUUGAUGUUUCUGUUAACUUGAAUGAACUAUCGCUAUAUCCUCUUAAGUCUGUAUGGUGUGACUUUGGGAUCUUUUAUCUGUAUGCUUUUUUGGGUUAUGAUGACAUGAGCGUUACAUUCAUUUGCACUUGUAUUUCAUGAACUGUGAGGGAAGUAAUUAGACUUUUCUGGAGAUAUUGUUCCUGCUAUUUCUUCUACAGUGAAAUAAAAAGCUCUGCC
Onychostoma macrolepis is the source of this 5672-nucleotide messenger RNA. RefSeq names its product solute carrier family 4 member 10b (gene slc4a10b). Gene Ontology annotation, cellular component: plasma membrane; basolateral plasma membrane. Gene Ontology annotation, biological process: monoatomic anion transport; transmembrane transport; regulation of intracellular pH. The record is from RefSeq and is a predicted model, not a curated record. Lineage: Eukaryota; Metazoa; Chordata; Actinopteri; Cypriniformes; Cyprinidae. Gene Ontology annotation, molecular function: solute:inorganic anion antiporter activity; sodium:bicarbonate symporter activity; monoatomic anion transmembrane transporter activity. Bases 435 to 3674 code for a protein of 1079 amino acids. The transcript is spliced from 25 exons.